AUGCAUGAACCUAGCAGAUGGUUGAUCCAGUCCCCUUACAAAGCUGCAACAUUUUUUGGAUGCAUUGGAAAAGAUAAAUUUGGUGAGAUUUUAAAGAAGAAAGCUGAGGAAGCUCAUGUGGAUGCUCAUUACUACGAGCAGAGUGAAGAACCAACUGGAACCUGUGCUGCCUGCAUCACAAGUGAUAACAGGUCUCUUGUUGCUAACCUAGCUGCUGCUAAUUGUUAUAAAAAGGAAAAACAUCUUGAUGUGGAGAAGAACUGGAAGUUGGUGGAACGGGCCAAAGUUUAUUACAUUGCAGGCUUCUUUUUGACAGUGUCACCAGAAUCCAUUUUGAAAGUGGCUUCUCAGGCUUCUGCACACAACAAGAUAUUUACCUUGAAUCUUUCUGCACCAUUUAUUAGCCAGUUCUACAAAGAGCCAAUGAUGAAAGUUCUGCCUUAUGUUGACAUCUUAUUUGGAAAUGAGAUGGAAGCUGCCACUUUUGCUCGAGAGCAAGGCUUUGAGACUGAGGACAUUAAAGAGAUAGCUCGGAAAACACAAGCCUUGCCGAAAGUGAACCCUAAACGACAGAGAGUUGUUGUGUUCACUCAAGGGAAAGAUGACACUAUUAUGGCUACAGAAAAUGAAGUAAGAGCUUUCCCUGUCUUAAUUAGUGAUCAGAGUGAGAUUGUUGACACCAAUGGAGCUGGAGAUGCAUUUGUGGGAGGUUUCCUCUCCCAGCUUGUGUAUGACCGACCGCUGACAGAGUGUAUCCGUGCUGGACACUAUGCUGCCAGUGUGAUUAUAAAGCGUUCCGGCUGCACCUUUCCAGAGAAGCCUGACUUUCACUGAUACUGGUCAACCCAGCGGAUCAAGAGGAGACACUGCCUGCCUUUCCCUCCUUCCCUGGUUGUCCUGCAUUGAUGCUUCUGUACUUCUAUUCGCUUGUAUGUUUCACACAUCUCUGUUUUGAUUCCCUGUAUCUGUUUCCAACCAACAGUGUCUUGCAUGCCUUAAAUAAGAGGCCAAGCUCUGUUCAACUUGAAAUUCAUUAUCUUUAGUACAUUUUCUAGCAACAGCACUAUAUGAGAACACCCACGGCUGUUUGGCAACAGUUGACACUUCUAGUAUAUUCCUGUAGAGUAUACAGCCCUGGCUCAUGCUAUUCACCUCAGCCAAGUGAAAAAUCAUUGACAUGUUCUACUAGCUUUAGACUUAAUUAAUAGUAUCGCACUGGUGCACACAAGGAAAAAAUAAUAAUUUGCUCUUUGUGCCCAUGUAUAUUAGACAAUAACUUCCAUCAUCCUUAUUCCAUAACUUCAUUGCCAUGCUGAUUUGGAAGGUGGGAGUUGUAGUCAAAUGUAUCUGAAGAGUGCUAGCUUGUACAAAGCAGCUUUGUGCUCCUAUGUGAUAAUGGGACCCAUGUUCCUAAACACUUAUUGGAGUAAGACUUAGGUCUCAUUUCCUCCACACAGGAUCAAGAUACUUUUGAUAUAAAUAAAUCCCAUUAAAAGACUCUCACUAGUUGGGAGCUUAAGGUUGUAUCUCAUAGUAUUAUAUAUGUGUGUGUGUAUAUAUAUAUAUAAAUAUAUACAUGUGUGAAAAUGAAGUACAGAAAUACUCAUGCAGGCUAUCUCAUCAAGAUAUGCCAAAAGAAGUCUUUUAUUUCAGCGCACAGUUUUAAGACAAUAAGGUACUUCAAAUAAAUGAGAGAUUUUAUUUCUACUACAGUAUUCAAAGGAGACAUUCUGAAAAUGUCAUUCAUUACUUUACUUUGUAAUUUGAUACUGAUAAAUAAAACAAUUGUGAUACAGGA
Sceloporus undulatus (fence lizard) is the source of this 1798-nucleotide messenger RNA. RefSeq names its product adenosine kinase (gene ADK). The record is from RefSeq and is a predicted model, not a curated record. The transcript is spliced from 8 exons. Lineage: Eukaryota; Metazoa; Chordata; Lepidosauria; Squamata; Phrynosomatidae. Gene Ontology annotation, cellular component: nucleus; cytosol. Gene Ontology annotation, molecular function: adenosine kinase activity. Bases 1 to 834 code for a protein of 277 amino acids. Gene Ontology annotation, biological process: purine ribonucleoside salvage.